AUGGCUAAUAUAUUUGAUGAGUAUUUUAUUGAAAGAAAACCAUUAGAAGCUAUUUCUCAAGUUGUUGAUUCAAUAGGAAAUGAUGAUAUUAAAAUUUACAAUAAUAUACAAAUAAAAAAUGAAGUUUGUGAAUUAAAUAAUUUAAAAAAUGAGAUUGAUCAUGAUAAUUCUAAACAAUCAUGUUCUGGAUGUAAUAAAAAAAUUUUGGACAAAAAUCUUCUUGCUAUUUCAUCAACUGAACCAUCAUUAGAUAAUACAGUUGAAGUAACAUAUUUUCAUGAGUCUUGUCUUCGUUGUUGGACAUGUUGUAUAAAAUUAGAUCCAAGUUACUCAUGUUUUUGUAGAAAUAAUAAAGUUUAUUGUAAAAAUCAUUAUUUUAAAGAAUUUUCUCCAUAUAAAUGUAAUGGAUGUGGAGAUGGUCUUUCAAAGACUGAUGUUGUAUUUAAGGUACAAUACAAUGGAGAUUCUUAUUUUUCUGAAUUGAAGAAAAAUUACUCUAAAGGUACAUUAAAAAAAGAUGAAAUUCAAACGAAUAUAGUAUUAUUUUAUCAUCCAAAAUGUCAUAAAUGUUUUUAUUGUUCCAAAUCAUUAGCAGAAGGAGAUAAAUUUGGAUUUAAUGUAAACUUUGAAAGUCAAAAUACAAAAACAAAUAGUAUUAUAAAUAUUGUUUGUGAAGAACAUAUAUCUUGCGAAGGAAAUAAUAAUAAUAUUAAAUUUGAAAUUGUAGAUGAUACUUCAAAAAAAAAUUUAAAAAAAGGUUCAUCUAAAGAAUCUAUUGUUAAAUAUACAGGAAAAUCUAACUCAACAACAAAAAAAAUGUCAUCACAUUCUGUUAUUUCUUCUCUUCCACCUAUUCUUCAGUAUCCUUUUGAAAUGUAUACUUAUGGUGAAAUGUGUUCUGAUGAUUCAAAUAAUUUAUUAAAAAGAAGAGGUCCAAGAACAACAAUUAAACAAAGUCAACUUGAUGUUCUUAAUAAAAUUUUUUUAACAACACCCAAACCUUCUAAACAUGCAAGAGCUAAACUUUCAUUAGAAACUGGUUUGAGUAUGAGAGUAAUUCAAGUAUGGUUUCAAAAUAGAAGGAGUAAAGAAAGGCGUCUUAAGCAUCUAUGUAAUUUCCUAAGACAUUAUGAUAGAAAUACUGUAGGAACACCUAAUCAAAUAAAUAUCAAUACUACUGUAGAAUCAAUGGAUGAUUCAGAAAUAAUAGGAACAGAUGACUCAUAUAAUAAUGUUUUCAUGGAUAUGAAUUCAUUAAGUCCAAGCAGUAAUACUUCAGGAAAUAUGUUAAACAUAGAUAUUAAUUCUUUUUGUGAAGAUAUGGUAUACGACUUUGAAAGUUGUAGAAACACAGAAUUCAUAUCAGAAGAAGAUGAAUAUGAAAAUUGUUAG
Messenger RNA from Strongyloides ratti, 1392 nucleotides. Its product is annotated as Homeobox domain and Zinc finger, LIM-type domain and Homeodomain-like-containing protein. NCBI's taxonomy places the organism in Eukaryota, Metazoa, Nematoda, Chromadorea, Rhabditida, Strongyloididae. Bases 1 to 1392 code for a protein of 463 amino acids. Gene Ontology annotation, cellular component: nucleus. The record is from RefSeq and is a predicted model, not a curated record. Gene Ontology annotation, molecular function: DNA-binding transcription factor activity, RNA polymerase II-specific; RNA polymerase II transcription regulatory region sequence-specific DNA binding. The transcript has 2 exons. Gene Ontology annotation, biological process: regulation of transcription by RNA polymerase II; neuron differentiation.